This is a messenger RNA of Asparagus officinalis (garden asparagus), 1164 nucleotides long. RefSeq lists its product as uncharacterized. The transcript has 3 exons. Lineage: Eukaryota; Viridiplantae; Streptophyta; Magnoliopsida; Asparagales; Asparagaceae. The record is from RefSeq and is a predicted model, not a curated record. Bases 119 to 508 code for a protein of 129 amino acids.
GAAAAGAAUCAAAAACCUCGUAAAUAAAAAAAGGAGAGGAAAAAAAAAACCCUAGUUUUUAUCCAAAAUCGAAGAAUGUGGUGAUCUCGUUUCCCCGUUUCCAAUAAAAAUUGCCGCCAUGGAUUCGACCGACGGAUUCAGCGUUUCUCCUCCGAAUCGAUCCCCAGACAGAGGAGAUCUCUGCCCCGCCCUCCGCGAAUUCGAUGCGGAUCUAAGAGAGUCUAAAUACGCAGCCUCCCUCUUCAAAUUGAAGAUGGUAGAAUCCAGAAAGGUGAAAAGCAUGAAUCAGUCAGGUUCGUACAUGACCGAGGCCGGUCCGCCAUCAACGUCCCUUCAUCCAUGUCAAAAGUGCACAAAUCGCCAUCCUCGACAUAACGGAUGCAGUUCCCUUUCAAUCCCAGCUUGCUUGCCAAACAGGAUGUUGAACAGCCAGUCGCUCAGAAAGAAAACUCGAUCGCCAAUUUCCCUCACUGGCUCCCACGCUUCCUUCUCAAAGUCCAUCUUGUAAAUACCAAUGCCAGCUUCUGUUCGACUCCCCAGCAGCAAAUUCCUCAUGACGAGAAAAAUAUCUCCGCAGGAUUCAACCAUGGGACUCCACAGAUGCGCAUAUUCCAGGCAAUAGUUCGGGUCUCUCAACUCUGACAAAAGAGGUUUCAGGGCAAGGAGCAGUAUGUAUAAGUACAAGGUUCUUGCGGAGCGUGAUCCCGUAAAAUUUUCCAUUUAACCUGAUGACAUUGUUAAGAGCAUCCUCCUCUCCGAGAUUUUUAUUGCAGUCGUGAGGAAUCCAACUUUGUUCAGAUCCUAGGUUGCAGAAGUGAACUCGCUGGUUGUUGAAGUCAGCGAGCAUCACGUCAUAAUCAGGGUUAUUUGGGGAUGAAGAUAGUAUGAGCUUGUGAUCCCUGCGGCCCUCAGUAUCUUCAAGAUUCAGAUAAGGUUGCAGGGCUCAGCAAGAAACAACAGGGGGAGAGUCUUGGCCGUGCGCGAGAACCCAUCCUAGCGGAGAUGGCCAGCAAGUUCUCUACAUUUUCAAUUUCAGGCACAUCUCUAACAGAGAAUCCACUCCCAUUCAAACCGACAAUAGUUUGUGAGAAUAUGUCAUCUUCCUCAUGGUAGGAGACGUGGCUCAGGCCUGACAUCGAUUCUUUCGUCUCUUCCAUCGGACUU